UCGGCGCGCGCCCGAACUUCUUCGCCUCGCCCGUGCACGCGCCUCCAGACUUCGAUGACGUCGGUGGACCGGGAAACGGCGGGAGGGAUUGGAUAGCCGAGUCAGGCCGAAGGACUGCGGCCUGGUUUGGCGGACAGUGAAAAAUGGCUGAGGAUCCUCAGAGGAAUUUCCGUUCUCACUAUUAUGAAAAGGUUGGGUUCCGUGGUGUUGAAGAGAAGAAAUCGCUUGAGAUCCUGCUGAAGGACGAUCCAUUGGGUAUACUAAGAGACUUUAAAGUAUUCAUUGUUACACUGCUAACUCUAGAUCUUGAGAAGCUAUGCACUUUUGCUCAACGCUAUCCUCUCCCAACCAUGUAUCGCACUCUUGUGUGGAAAGUAUUGCUUGGUAUUCUCCCUCCUCACUAUGAAUCUCAUGCUGCUGUAGCAACAUUUCGGAAAGAACAAUAUGAGGACCUGUUGCAAGCAUUGCAAGUUAUCCGUUUUGUUCAAGAUUCCACACCACAAGUUUGGGUUUACCUCCGAAUGUAUCAGUUAGAGUCUGGAACUCUGCCACGCUGUCCAUCUCAAUCACUGGGACCCGAGGACAAAAUGUUAAUUGCAAUUGCGGAUGCAAUGGAAGAGAUGAUGGAGAACGAUGUUGAUGCCUAUUGGUUAAUGAAAUGUUUUGUGAAGCAAUUUAAUAAUAAAUACGGAGAUUCACUGCCUCACUUGCCAAAGAGCCUUGAAAAGUACCUGAAUCUAGAAGACAGCAAACUCCUCGCUCAUCUUAAAACCUGCUCCGCCAUUAAUAAGCUCCCCUAUGAUGUGUGGUUCACACACUGUUUUGCGGGCUACUUACCUGAAUCAAGCCUUCAAAGGGUUUGGGACAAAGUCAUAAGUGGAUCGUGCAGAAUUCUGGUCUUCGUAGCCAUGGAAAUCUUAUUAACAUUUAAGAUGAAAUUAAUGGCAAUGAAUAAAGCAGAAAGUAUUUCACAGUUCCUUCUUAAUAUACCACAGGAGAACACAGAUGCGAUCAUCAGCAAAGCCAUUGAUUUAUGGCAUAAAUAUGUUGGGACUCCUGUACACUCUGUGUAAUUAAAAUGUGAAUGAAAAAGAUUGAUUGUUUUCUUCUAUGCAAUAAUUUAUUAAAAUGACUGUUCAAAAUUUGAAAAACGCCUUUAAAUAAACAAGACAAUGCUAUAGCGUUUCACAAUUCAGCCAGAAGCUUGUAGGUUUGAGUUCCACUCUGGGGAUGUCAACACUUAACUCCUACCUUAUUAAAGAAGACUUAUAUUGGUAAUACUGCAGUUUCUUGACAACUGAAAAUGAAGACCCUGUCUCACACCCCCCUUUAAACUUCCAAAUGGAGGUACUGUAACAAAAAAAUCAUUGGCACUGUUUAACAGUCGUCACUAGAAACAGUAAUUACUUUUCAUUCCACAUCGAACAUUAUUAAAAAUAGAUAAUAUGGUCAUUGUAUUGCAUUAGUUGGCAGAUUACUGCAUAAAUAUUAAAAAUAAUAUUCUUUGGUGUAGGAAAUUGAGGGGUGAUCCUAUUGAGGUGAAUAAAAUGUGGAGCCUAACCCUAAUGCACACAGUCUUUUUUCAAUGGUUGGGAAACAGGAAUUAGAAGGCUUAGGUUUAAGGUGAGAGGGGAAAGAUUUAAUGGGAACAUCAGGGACAAGGUCAUUGUAUAAAAUGAGCUGCCAAAGGAAAUGGUUGAGGAGGGUGCAUUGACAACAUUUAAAAGACACUUGGAUGGGUACAUAAUAAAGAAAGGUUUAAAGCAAUAUGCCCAAAUACUGUAAAUGUGAUAGGGAUUUUGUUCGGCAUGGACCAGCUGACUGAAUGGCUUAAUCUGUGCUUAUAUGACUCUACAAUUGUAAUAGGGAAGGCUAGCGGGAAGGACAUUAUUUGUGGUGUUGGAAGUUUCUAAAAUGGUGUGGGAGAGAAAACAGCUGAAGUAAUCUUAAGCAUAAGAAGUCUUUAGUGGGGCACGAGGAAUCACAAUCAGCACAGGUACACCACAAGGCUGUGUGCUGAGCCCCCUGCGCUACUUAAUGCCUAUGAUUGUGUGGCUAAGUACAACUCUAGUUCCGCAUCUAAGUUUGCUGAUGACACCACUGUUGUCGAAUCAAAGCUAGUGACGAAUUAAUACAUGGGAGGGAGAUUGUAUGAUGCCAUAGCAACAACUUCUCACUCAACAUCAGCAAAACAAAAGACCUGAUUAUUGAUCAUGGGGUGAAGAAGCCGGAGGUCUGUGAGCCAGUCCUUUAGGGGAUCAGAGGUGGAGAAGGUCAGUAACUUUAAAUUCCUUGGUGUUACAAUUGUUUUGGCCUCUAGAGGUGCAGUUUGUUUUGUACAAACAUCACUUCCUGUACAUCAUCUAUUUAUACCAUCUCCUGUGUGAGUUAACUUUGAUUCAAUUUAAAGCACACAGUGAAAGACAUAUAUCGCCAUCCUUUAUUUAUUUGCCUUUGAAACAGCAAUAUCUGAAUCUUUUGGUAAUGUUGGUGAACAUUUAGUAGAUAGGUUUUGAAGGAAGUAUUAUGUUUAUUGUUAUUAAGAUAUUGUGCUUCGAGUUUACUCUUUACAUGUCGUAGUUAUGGAGUAUUGCAUAUGUGUAUUGCCUUGGUUAACAACAUUUGUGAGAAUAAUUGACAGUAUUGAAUUUAAUACACAUUUUACUUAACUUCCUGCAGUUUCACAAGUAAGAUCUCAUUAAAUACCUU
This is a messenger RNA of Mobula hypostoma (lesser devil ray), 2709 nucleotides long. RefSeq names its product TBC1 domain family, member 7 (gene tbc1d7). The transcript has 8 exons. Gene Ontology annotation, biological process: activation of GTPase activity; negative regulation of TOR signaling. The record is from RefSeq and is a predicted model, not a curated record. Gene Ontology annotation, molecular function: GTPase activator activity. Lineage: Eukaryota; Metazoa; Chordata; Chondrichthyes; Myliobatiformes; Myliobatidae. The coding region runs from base 144 to 1073 and encodes 309 amino acids.